Rubroshorea leprosula is the source of this 1591-nucleotide messenger RNA. The record is from the annotation of a GenBank genome assembly. NCBI's taxonomy places the organism in Eukaryota, Viridiplantae, Streptophyta, Magnoliopsida, Malvales, Dipterocarpaceae.
CUACUUUCUCUUCCGUCUCUGCGUCGAGCCUUUGAUUCGUGGUCUUCGGCCGUUUCUAAUUGGGGCAUCAUAAAUCUGGUGCCUCUCCUCAACCUUUGUUUCUACAAAUCGUGGGGCGAGUUUCCAGAUCUCUACAAUUUUGCUCUGUUUCGCAACUUGGGCGGAGAGUGCUAGAUCUCAGCAAAACUGCUAUGUUUUCGUCACUGAACCACCAUCCCAAUCAUGGCAGCAGAUGAAUUGGGUUCUAUGCUCAAUCGGAUUCGGAUUGCAGAGAACGAAGAUGGAAUUCUCCCACUGCAUACGGUUUGGAAACAGGAAGAUGCUACAGUGGACAAGUUACGGUUUCAGGCCUCCCUCACUCCAGAGCAAUAUGAUUUCUCUACAAACCCAUUCUGGGUCCGCAUAUUCGAUGUCCCUAUGGGUUUACAUUCUGAGGAGAUUGGUUUCCUGAUUGGUAGUUCCUUAGGACGAGUUUUGGAAGUGGAUGAAGGUUUCAAGAAAGCUGUUAGAGUUAGAUUAGAAUUGAAUGUCGUCAAUCCAUUGCGACAUUUCAAGAUUUCUCAAAUUACUAAUACAGAAAGCAGGAAACUCCAGAUCAAAUAUGAAAGACUCCCAGAGUUUUGUUCUGUCUGUGGUUGCUUGGGACAUGUGGAGAAUGAUUGUGACAUUGCUCAUCGCAUUAAAGAUGCAGGUGGCAAAAUUAUCAGGCGCUUUGGUCCUUGGUUAAAAGCUGAACUUGAGAAUUCAUGGUGCCCAGACGAUUUUGACGCUCUGGAUGAAGCCUUCUGCAAAAAUACCCAAUUUGCGAAGGGAUAUAAAGGCAUAUCUGAUACUGAGCACUCUGAGAAUGGAGAAAACCAGUCACUGAAUACUAUGCCCCUCUGUGGAGGCCAAGUUGAGGGGGGUAACACUAUUUAUGUGCACGUCGAGGGGGGAAACAAUGAGAAUGGUACAAAAGAAGUGGUGUUUGGAGUUGAAGCUCACCAAACUCGAGUAGGUUUGCCUUCAAUUGCUGAGGUACAGUUGGUGGAAGUUCCAUUGUCCCAACAAUUUGAGGACAUGAUGACUCAUAAGGGGAAAGGAAAAACUGCAAAAGCAAAUAAGGGUAGUUGGAAAAGACUAGAUCAUACAGUGGCCUCUACGCUGCACGCAGAGAACAACACCCAAAACAAGCGCAGAAGUUGUCUAACGCCUAUGGAGGAAGAGAGAGCCCUUAAAGUGCUUGUAGAUAAUACUGGGGUGGCUUUAGCCCGGUUGGCUAAAGGUCAUGACCCCCCCGCCGGUUGAUGCAUGCUUUCGCAUAGGGACGACAUCUGGCAAGUUGGGGACUGUUGAUGUCGACACUCCCUGCUCUCCCCACAAAACUGGCUAAAUAGAGUCAUGACUUUUCAUCAAGAUGAAUUUUGAAUUCUAUUUUGAAUUAUGUUAAGAUGUGAACAUAAUUAUAUUUAGAAUUAUUGUAAAUAUUUUAUACUUUAGAAUAUUCUCUUUGUAUACUUUAUACCUUAGAAUAUUCUCUUUGUAAACACCUAUAUAUAGGUCAUUGUACAUAUGGUAUAAUUCAAGAAAGCAAUAAACCUUUCUUCAGAUA